This is a messenger RNA of Drosophila ficusphila, 3054 nucleotides long. Its product is annotated as autophagy-related protein 13 homolog. Gene Ontology annotation, biological process: mitophagy; autophagosome assembly; protein localization to phagophore assembly site. NCBI's taxonomy places the organism in Eukaryota, Metazoa, Arthropoda, Insecta, Diptera, Drosophilidae. The transcript has a single exon. Gene Ontology annotation, cellular component: cytosol; Atg1/ULK1 kinase complex; extrinsic component of membrane. The record is from RefSeq and is a predicted model, not a curated record. The coding region runs from base 313 to 1884 and encodes 523 amino acids.
ACAUUGUUUUCUCAAUGGCUAACGCUGACGCUGAUUUUACGAAAAUAGUGGGAGUGAUCUUGCGUACAAACAAAAACACGGAAUCGCAGUGAAAGGGCGUUGCACAAAUGAGAGUGUUUUGGCAAAAUGCCCGGGCAAGUUUUAAUUACGUUUAGCAGUGCCUAGAAGGUAAAGUGCGCGACGCUGAAAACGCGAAAAUCGCAACAAACACAAACGCGGAAAUCGAAAAGUGAAAAACCAAAACGCAGACAGCGAACUUUGGACACAGACAAUUGCAAACACACAGAGGGAAAACAAAGAAAAACCGAGAAAAUGUCGGCGCAGCGACUAAACGCAGCAGAGCGGGAUCUGGAGAAGUUCAUCAAGUUCCUUGUUUUGAAAUCCACCCAGGUGGUGGUUCAAUCCCGGCUGGGCGAGAAGAUGCAGACGCAAUGCAAUCCGCUGGCGGGCAGCGAUUGGUUCAACAUUGCCGUGCAGGACCAUCCGGAGGUCCUGGAUGAGACGAAGAGAGCCUUAAAUUUAAAGACUGGGGAGAGCAUCCUGCAGCGCUUGCCGUUGUGCGUGGAAAUCUCGCUAAAGACUGCCGAGGGCGACCAGAUGGUCCUCGAGGUGUGGUCCCUCGACCUCGUUCAAUCCCAGAACGGGUCCUCCCCAGUCGCCAACGACCUGAACCCCGACGGUCAGACUCUGAAGGCGGCCCACGCCAUCUACAACCGUAUGGGAAUUAUGCUCAAGUCCCUCAUCUCCCUGACCCGCACCACGCCCGCCUACAAGUUGUCGCGUCGUCAGUGCUCUGACUCGUACGGUAUCUUCUACAGGAUCUACGUGGACAGGCCGCAGGUGCACACCCUGGGCGAGGGCCACAAGCACGUGAAGAUCGGCCAGCUGAGCACGAUUGUGGGCUCACUGGUCAUGUCCGUGGCCUACCGCACCAAGUUGACCAUUUCGCCCACGGCAGCGCAGGCAGAGAGCAACACCAUCAUGCUGAAGUCGGAUCACUUCAGGCCCGCCACAGAUGCCAGCACACCGAACAACCAGCAGCAAGUCCAAAACGGCACUGCUGUGGCCAAGAAACUGGGCUUGGGUGCCCUAAAUCCCGGCCAGGGCUCUGGCGAUCGACGCUUUAUCGACAUUGAGAAGCCUCUGCGACCGGGAGCCUUCACCGAUAUGGGCAAACUAAAGCAGUACACCGAGGACGACUUUGUGCUGCCCGAAACGCCGCCUUUCGAGUGGCUCCUGCGUGGACGUGGCUCUGUGGAGUCUCUCAACCGCCUGGACAACAAUACCAACGGCAGUUUGCUGAGCAUCAAUAACAACAACAAUACACAGGACAGUAAAUUUAACCAGAGCAGCAAUCUCAACAAUAACUCGGCGGGCUUCAAGAGUUUCGAGAAGAACUCCGGAAACUCGGUGUCACCCAUCAAGAGCCUGCUAAUCCCCGCCAGUGCAACAGCAACGUAUCGUCACCAUUCGGAACCGGCGCUUCAGCCAACGCCAGACGAUGACAACCUGCUCAAGGAGCUGCACUUCCCCUUCGCCUCGCCCACCUCGCAUGUCAACGAUCUGGCCAAGUUCUACAGGGAGUGCUAUCAUGCGCCACCGCUCAAGGGUCUCAACGAACUGCAGGCAGAGAUCUCUUCAGUUUGCUCGACCUCACCCGUAACCAAUGGCUCCAGCGGAGGAGCAGCGUGUGGCCCAACUGCGGCGGCCGCUGCAGUUGCCACCAGUGCCGCAGAUGCCAGCGCCAUGGAUGAUCUGUCCCGCCAACUGGAGCAGUUCGAGACCUCGCUGGAGGACUACGACAAGCUGGUCUCGCAGUUCGGGCUCACGGGCUCCUCGUCGACGGGCAGUCGCAGCAGCGGCGGCCUCCAAAUGAGCAACUGAUUUGGAUUAUAACCCCAGAAGUGUCAUUAGUUAGUCCUUAUUUGUAUGAGGGCGGUCAGCUUAAGAAAGGCAAGGAAAAGUUAAGGGGAAAACAUAGGAAAACUGCCUAGGAAACCAUGGGUCUAGGGCUCAUUAUUUGAAGAAAAGAUUUUUUAAUAUUUGAAGUAGAUCAGGAAGAUACAAUUGAUAAAAUAAACUAAUUUUCUGAUAAAAGAUUUGAUUUGAACAAUUUUGUAAUUUAAAUUUUUAUUUUUAAACGGAAAUCGCUCAGUAAUUUGAUGCAGUUUGUUCCUUAUCAGCUAGAAAAUGGUUUAUGUUUAUCAGCAAUUUUCCUGAAUGAUAGAAAAGAAGCUUAGACCAAUCGUUUCCGUUGAGCCCUUGCUGAAGAAUGUCCAAAGAUUGUCGGCAAGAAAUUUGACCCGCCCCACUAUUUAUGUAUGCCAUUGUGUUAAGUUGAGUUAAUAGGCUGCUAUUUAUUAUUAUCAGUUAUGUAAAUACUAUAUAUAAGCUUUUGUAGGCUCUGGUCCAUCUAAGUUGUACAUAGGAGUAGAGAGCUCAUGUCACGUUUCAAAGUUUCCGAUGCAGCAGUUUAGCACCAGCCACAAAUACAUAAAUAGGUGACACAUGCAUACGGAUAUAGACGGCUAUAUCUUGUGCAUAUGGUAGUAAGUUGGGCGUACUCGUCGCUUGUUUGUUUGUUUGUUUCUUUGUUCAAGUGCCUUUCGCCUGCUUGUAAGUGAAAAAAUCGUGUACAUACAUAAAUAACUAUAGAUAACAGCAAUUAAUCAAAAAGCCAAAAGGUUUAUUUUUGCUGUAAACGAGUUAAAAAUUUAAGUAAAGAAAAAUAAACCGUACUGUUUGAUCUAUGCAAAUGCAUAGCCAAUAAUCGAAAGAGCGAAACUAAUCGAAAGACUUGAAGCGUAACGAAAUACAUAUAUCUAUCUUAACUUAGUUGGUACGGUCAGGAAGUUGAAAAGAACAGCUAGUGUUUUCUUUUAUCUUUAAUCGUUGGUCGCUGUUGCUUAUUUAUUGGUUUUGAAAUUGCAAAAUUAUGCCUACAUAUGGAAAUCGAAGUUCGAGUAUACAUAUUUAAAUACGCUAAAAAUAAGAGAAUAAGAACAUUUAUACAUAUAAAAACUGAAUAAAAGCAAUUGUUAAUCAAGACACUAA